AUGGCAGGCGAAAAAUGCGCGUUUGAGAAUAUUUUUUCUUUUAAAACUCUCCCCACCAAGAAGUUUUCUUUCCUCCAGGACAAAGAAGUGACGGAAUUCUUGAUGAAAUGGUCCAUGUUGGGGAGGAUUUCCGCCCAUUCUUACAGCUUUGACCACAACUUCAGCUCCUACAGCAGUGACAGGUUUGUUCAGUGUUUCUUCAGGGACCCCAUCGUGGCAUCCAGUCUGAGGAGGGUGGAGGCUGGAGUCUGGGUGCCCGUCGACCAGAAGGCAGUGUCGGUCAGUGUGGCGGUCGUCCCGUGCACGAAGGUCUCCAUGGAUCUGUUUGAUCCCCUGUACUCGUGCGGCAUCCUGAGGCCCUCUGGACACAUCCUGAAAUGCUUUCAUGAUGUCUACCCCGACUAUGAUGAGCUCAGACAGAUGUUGCAGGAUGAGGACUCUGAGCACUACGGCGUGUUGGGGAGGGAGCAGCGGGGGGAGUUCCUGUUUCUCCUCUUCAAGCACUUGUGUCUUGGAGGAGAGCUCUGUCAAUAUGAAGACACCAUCGAUCCUUACAUCAGCGUCACGAAGAAAAUAUACAAAGAUCUGAUCAGUGUGCAGAAGGAUCCAGAGACCAAGAAAAUCAGCGUUGUCUCCACUGUGCUCAAAGUCUGUGCCAGAGAUGAGUCUGGCCGGCGUUUCCCCGGGACACAAGAGGAGGAGCAAACCUUUGCCUAUUUGAUCGUCGACCCUUUCAAACGUCACGCGACUCUGUUCUGCCAUUUCUACGGCGUGGGAAACUUUACGGUGUGA
Messenger RNA from Salarias fasciatus (jewelled blenny), 792 nucleotides. RefSeq names its product cilia and flagella associated protein 300 (gene cfap300). Lineage: Eukaryota; Metazoa; Chordata; Actinopteri; Blenniiformes; Blenniidae. The coding region runs from base 1 to 792 and encodes 263 amino acids. The transcript has 7 exons. The record is from RefSeq and is a predicted model, not a curated record.